AAAAUGUCCUUUCAUCGUCAAAAUUACCUUCCCCCAAUUUGAUGAACAAAUAAGAACUUUCAAAAGCAAACUGCUCCGGCCAAAGCAACUUUCCGACGAGAUCGAUCAGAAAUCUGUUGGACCACCCUUAAAUCUAAUUCUGAAUCACUCACCCUUAGAAAAAGGAGAUGAAAGAGGGCACUGGUAACGGGCCUUUGAUUUUGGAUAUUGAAGAUUUUAAGGGGGAUUUUUCAUUUGAUGCAUUGUUUGGUAAUUUGGUGAAUGAGUUACUACCAUCUUAUAAUGAGGAUGACGGCGACGCAGCCGACGGUCAUGGUAAUUUUGGUGGCAAUGAUUUAAUGUUAAAUGGGAAUUUUCGAAAUUCGUCCUCGGAUGUCACAAAAGUAGGACAAGGGGUCUCCAAUGCCAUGCCAUUGUUUCCAGAAGUAGAUGCUCUCUUGGCACUCUUCAAGGAUUCUUGUAAGGAGUUGAUUGAUCUCCGGCAGCAGGUUGAUACAAGGCUCAACAGUCUUAGAAAGGAGGUUUCCCAACAGGAUGCUAAGCAUCGAAAAACACUUGCUGAGCUGGAAAAAGGCGUAGAUGGGUUAUUUGAUAGCUUUGCGAGGUUGGAUUCUCGCAUUUCAAGUGUUGGACAGACUGCAGCUAAAAUCGGAGAUCAUUUGCAGAGUGCAGAUGCUCAGCGAGAAACUGCAAGUCAAACAAUAGAUCUGAUAAAGUAUUUGAUGGAGUUCAACAGCACCCCUGGAGAUCUUAUGGAACUUUCGCCUCUGUUUUCUGAUGACAGUCGUGUUGCUGAGGCAGCUUCAAUUGCACAGAAGCUACGGCAAUUUGCCGAGGAAGAUAUAGGAAGACAAGGGAUAGGAGUACAAUCGGCCACAGGAAAUGCCACUGCCAGUAGAGGAUUGGAAGUUGCUGUUGGUAAUCUCCAGGAGUAUUGCAAUGAAUUGGAGAACAGAUUAUUACAAAGAUUUGAUGCUGCAUCACAAAGAAGGGAAUUAUCAACCAUGGCAGAAUGUGCCAAAAUAUUGUCCCAGUUUAACCGCGGUAGCAGUGCCAUGCAACACUAUGUGGCAACACGUCCAAUGUUUAUUGAUGUGGAGAUCAUGAGUGCAGACAACAGAUUAGUUCUGGGUGAGCAAGGUUCACAAGCCAAUCCAAGUAAUGUUGCUCGUGGUCUUUCUUCACUAUACAAGGAGAUCGCAGAUACUGUGAGAAAAGAAUCUGCCACGAUAAUGGCUGUUUUCCCUUCUCCAAAUGAAGUUAUGGCGAUCCUUGUUCAGAGAGUUUUGGAACAACGAGUCACAGCCCUUUUAGACAAGCUGUUGCGGAAGCCAUCUCUUCUGCAUCCACCUUCAAUGGAGGAGGGUGGGCUCCUGGUGUACCUCAGAAUGUUAGCUGUGGCAUAUGAGAAAACACAGGAACUUGCAAGAGACCUUCGUGCAGUGGGCUGUGGAGACUUGGAUGUCGAGGGUCUGACGGAAUCCCUAUUUUCUGCACAUAAAGAUGAGUACCCUGAACAUGAAAGGGCCUCUCUUAAGCAACUAUACCAAGCAAAGAUGGAAGAAUUGCGUGCUGAAAGUCUUGCCGAGUUAGGUAGUGGAACUGGCAGUAUUGGCCGAUCUAAAGGAGCUUCUAUAGCUUCUAACCACCAACAGAUAUCUGUCGCGGUGGUGACAGAAUUUGUACGCUGGAAUGAGGAAGCUGUAUCCAGGUGCAAUUUAUUUUCUGCGCAGCCUUCUGUCCUUGCAGCGAACGUAAGAGCCGUGUUCACUUGUCUUUUGGAUCAAGUCAGUCAGUACUUAACUGAAGGCCUUGAACGGGCCAGGGAAGGCUUGACAGAAGCUGCAGCUUUACGGGAAAGAUUUGUUCUUGGAACAAAUAUCAGCAGAAGAGUUGCUGCUGCCGCUGCUUCCGCUGCAGAAGCAGCUGCUGCCGCUGGUGAAAGCAGUUUCAGAUCUUUCAUGGUUGCUGUACAACGUUGUGCCAGUAGUGUUGCUUUGGUCCAGCAAAAUUUUGCCAAUUCGAUAUCUCGGCUUUUACUUCCUGUUGAUGGAGCACAUGCUGCAUCAUGUGAAGAGAUGGCUACAGCAAUGUCUAAGGCAGAAUCUGCAGCUCAUAAAGGACUACAACAAUGCAUUGACACUGUGAUGGCUGAGGUGGAAAGAUUAUUGUCAGCUGAACAAAAGGCAACUGAUUAUCGCUCACCUGAAGAUGGGAUUAUUCCUGAUCAUAGGCCUACUAGUGCAUGUACCAGAGUUGUUACAUAUCUCUCACGUGUCCUGGAGUCUGCUUUCACUGCAUUAGAGGGUCUCAACAAGCAGGCGUUUCUCACGGAAUUGGGAAACCGCUUGCAUAAGUUGCUGCUCAGUCACUGGCAAAAGUUCACUUUCAAUCCCAGUGGGGGUUUACGGCUGAAACGUGACAUAACAGAGUAUGGAGAAUUUGUGCGCAGCUUCAAUGCUCCUUCUGUUGAUGAACAUUUUGAAGUGUUGGGAAUUUUGGCCAAUGUCUUCAUCGUUGCUCCUGAAAGUCUCUCUACUCUUUUUGAGGGGACCCCAAGUAUUCGCAAAGAUGCACAAAGAUUUAUCCAGCUUCGGGAUGAUUACAAGUCUGCAAAACUUGCGGCAAAACUCAGCUCAUUGUGGCCAAGUCUUGGUUGAGGUUGCUAGUUAAAGUGAAAGAGUUCAUAUCGUUCCCCUAUUAUACCAUUCAUGAAGAAGCCGCGGUGAUAACUUUUGCCAGAAAUCUUGAGCUGCGUUGCUUUGAUCUGGACUUCAUCGACCAUCUGGCAUCAGCAUUAAACUGGCUUCUUUGAUAUGUGGGGGUAAUUCUGGAGUGUUACAGCAUAAUGGAGUUGUAUAAUAGUUGAUAGUUCUUAUUUUUCAGUUUCAAUUCUUUUCUUGGUUGUUAUAUAUGUAAAUUUCAGUGGACUCUUCUCUUCAGCUUGUGUGGCAAAAUAUUGGGUUUCUUUCUAUUUUGUUAUUUUCUUAGGUUUAUUCAAGUAGAUGGUUGUUCUUUCGGAGAGAAACCUUAUUGUAGAUAGUUAAUUGAUGUAAUUUGAGGAUUUAGUCAUUUGUCUGGAAUUGAAAAUUUGUAUCUCAUUUAUUUGGCAUUGUGUUCUUGUAGCUCAGCUGCCUGUACCAAACAGCUAGGGUAUUUCAAGCACAAUUUUCAUUGAUUUAAGGGAAACUUGAGCAACGGUGCAACA
Messenger RNA from Spinacia oleracea (spinach), 3208 nucleotides. Its product is annotated as exocyst complex component SEC10b. Gene Ontology annotation, cellular component: cytoplasm; exocyst. The record is from RefSeq and is a predicted model, not a curated record. The transcript has 25 exons. Gene Ontology annotation, biological process: Golgi to plasma membrane transport; exocytosis. Bases 168 to 2660 code for a protein of 830 amino acids. NCBI's taxonomy places the organism in Eukaryota, Viridiplantae, Streptophyta, Magnoliopsida, Caryophyllales, Amaranthaceae.